UCGGCAAGCUCACAAUGCUGACGUUUAUUUGUUGAUCAAUAAAUGCAAAUCAAGAACGAUGUUGUAAAUGAAUUUUGAAUUUGAAAAGGAAGUCGGCUAAAUUCAAGUGUAAAAUAAAAAUAAUAUCCCUAAACAGUGCUAAUAAUGCUAGAAAAAUAUGAUUUCUUGCGAGUAGUGAUGUGAGAUCAAGAGCGAGAACUAAGAAAUGAUGAAGUUUUCGUUCCAACAUCGAGCAUUUUACUGCUAUCUUGGCAUGAGUGUAUGGAUUUGUUUCCUUAUAACUGUUGUAUACAAGUACAUGUCAGUAGAGGAAGAUACAGUAGCACUAAAGGUAACUCAGCACGAAUAUGUCUCUAAAACUGACUCCAAGUAUAGAAAGCUGUUCCUACGAGCAUGCAACCCUCCUGACAGCAUUGUCCGAGGAUCAGAAGCUGCUGUGGAUUCCGACACUUGGCUGUUGCAAGGAGUGUUAGUGGUGACAAGGCAUGGCGAUCGCGGCCCUUUGACUCAUCUUAGAGGAGGCGAUAAGCUCCCUUGCGACUCUGUGCCUGUCUCGCCUAUGCUCAAAAGUUAUGAAGAGUUUGUGCUAAAUGCGAGCGCAUCCGGGCGCGCGUGGUGGGUGGCGGCCCCGGGGCCAUUCCACAACUUCCCUUCUUUGCCCCGCGCCGCUGCCACUCACUGUGCUUUGGGGCAACUCACACCGACUGGCGUAUUACAGAUGGUCACUGUUGGAAACAUCAUUCGGGAAGCCUAUGGUGAUAAAUUGGGGAUGGAAAAUAUGGACCUAACUGGAAAGCGGGAAAUGGGAGGUGUAGCGUACAGCACUCGCUACAGGCGGACUUUCCAGUCGGCACAAGCGCUGGCCUGGGGCAGCACGCGCUCGGCCGCCGCCGCCAAGGAAGCGCACAGCGUGUCCUUCUGCUUCAGACACUGCGCCUGCCAAGCGCAACACGCUCUAGCCAAAAAAAUCAGUUUACAAGCAAAACACCGCUUAGAAUCCCACCCGGCCGUCAAGGAAUUGAUAAAAAAACUGUCCAAGGUAUUGUUCGAAUCUCAGGAAUACACCGACGCGGACGUAGUCAGGGACGCUUUACUAGCUUACAUGUGCCACGACGCAACACUACCUUGCACUGAAAAACCAAAGAAAACCAAAAAACUAUCGCUUAACAAACAGAAAAAGAAAUUCCGCAUAGACACCGUCCCGAAAAGAAAUCUUUUAGAUAUAGACAUUGAUACUUUAAAUAUGGAGUUGGAUUAUAUCAACCAGUUAGAUUUCAAUAACGAAAUUGGUAGAAAAGCGAGGGAUAUUAUAGGGAGAUAUGACAAGAAACCGCCUUUAGAUUUCGACGCACAAAUGGAAAGAGAAAAGCUCUUAUACUACCAACAGAGAUACAUGGACAACAUUGACUCGUAUGAUGACGUGGUGAUAGUCAAAAAGAAUUUGGACCAAGAUUUUAACUUUCCAAAUGAUGCCAGAAUGGAUACAGACUUCGAUGAAGAUUACAAGGAACCUACACCAGAGAAUACUGAAGAGUUUUGUAUAAAAAAAGAUCACAUCAUGUCCGUUUUCGCGUACUUAGAAUGGAGUUAUAAACAAGAAAUAAAGAAUAUACACAAUAGGCGACGCGGUUUACUAAUAGCUUACGGUCUCAUACAUAAUAUAGUUCAGAAUAUGAUACGCAUUAUAUCUGAAAAUAAACCAAAAUUAGUUAUUUAUUCUGGGCACGAUAAAACAUUGCAAGCGUUAAUUUUAGCGUUAGGUCUAAGUAGUUAUCAACAUUACAAUAUACAGUAUGCUUCGCGAAUGAUUUUCGAGGUUUACAGAAAAAGGGAUCUGAGAGACGAGUUUAAAUUUACUAAACGAAGGGCGAUUGCUCAAGAUUUUUACUUUCGCGUAGUUUACAACGGCGAGGAUGUAACAAAUAAACUAAGUUUUUGUAAAAAUAAACAGAAUGUUAUGAUGAAAGUUCUAGACGCUAUAGAUGAUAUGAAAGUAUACAAUACAUAUCUAUGUCCGAUAGAAAAUAUAGUUAGGUUUAUACAUGACGAUUAUUUUUCGGGUUUUAAUGUUAGCAAUUUUAAAGACGCCUGCGCUACUUACGGUAGUGGUAACCAUGUGAUCUAGAUCAUUUUGACUGAGGUUUUGAUUGUAUGAAAGUCUAGGCCGAAGAUACUUAUUGAAAAGGCUAAUUCUGGACCUCCGAACUUGGCCACCCAUCCAGCUACCGACUUGGCUCAACACUGCUUAACAAUCGCAGUUGAUUGUUAUGAUUAUCAUAACUAGGCCACAAUCUCUCUUAUCAAAAAACAUGUACGGGUUGACUUAAUUUUACACUAAUAUUUUUCAAGUAAUUAUAUUGUAAUUGUUAGAUUUUCUAUAUCUGUUGUAUGUUUUCACAAACAAUACUAUCAUAUCACUAACGUAUUUUAGAGAAUAAUUUGAUGUUUGCUACAAUUUUAUUUACAUAACGAUUUUUUAUCGAAAGAGAUUAUUUUGUGAUAAAAACCUAUUGAAUGUUGGAAUACUUUAAUUUUACUAUAUUGAAUAAGACAUAUCGUAACCUUAUACGUAUAUCAAGAAAUCGUAUCGGCUUGAAUAAAACCAUGAAAAUUGUUGAUUGUGAAAAAGGGGCCUCGAGUCCCCCUUUUCAAAUUUAAAGGUCUACAAAAAACUAAAAUGUUACGUGCCAUAUUACUUCCAGUUUGCUGCGUUCCAUUUGAGCUUUAAAAUGUUUGCUAUUUUAGUUGUAAAGCGUACUUAAGUUUUAUUAAAUGCACAAAACUUUUAGACUGAUUUACACAUUAUAUUUAUAUAGUAUCCAUAAAAACUUAAGUUCUACGAAUACUUACUGCAAAAAGUUAAAUUUAUUUUUUAAUUAUUUACAAUCAUUAGUAGUCUAUAUUAUAAUGAAUUCAUAUCAAUAACUUUAAUUACUACUCCUACAAGAUCUCAUGUCUCUUGUUUAUUUAUUUAUUUAAUUUUAGUUCAUACCAUUUUGAUUAUACAAGAUUAUAUCGAUCUCAUUGUUAAUAUCAUCAAGUUAAUAUUAAGAAAAAUUACACUAGGACUUUUUUUUGUAAUUUGUUUGGAUUAUGUAGGCACAAUAUUAUUUUUUCAGCAAUAGAUGAUAUAUUUAAAUGAAACAAACUGUUAAUUUUGAGGUUAGAUUUUCAUAUGAGGACUUUACCCCUAAAGGCCCUCAUCUGAAAAUCGUUGCACAAAU
This is a messenger RNA of Maniola jurtina (meadow brown), 3224 nucleotides long. Its product is annotated as 2-phosphoxylose phosphatase 1. The record is from RefSeq and is a predicted model, not a curated record. The coding region runs from base 206 to 2125 and encodes 639 amino acids. Gene Ontology annotation, biological process: dephosphorylation. The transcript has 7 exons. NCBI's taxonomy places the organism in Eukaryota, Metazoa, Arthropoda, Insecta, Lepidoptera, Nymphalidae. Gene Ontology annotation, molecular function: phosphatase activity.